AUGUUACUCUUGACAUUGUAUUCUGUAUUAAUCCUUUCAUGUCAUGCUGGUAUUCUACCAACGGGAACACAAAAUGAUCAUAAAUCACGUGUACUUGAUUUACCAUUAAGUCAACAAGAACAUUAUGCUGAUUUGAAUAAAGAUCAAACAGUAGAACACAAUACAGCUUAUGAUCAUGAAGCAUUUUUAGGUACUGAAGAAGCAAAAAAAUUUGAAAAAUUAACCGUUGAAGAAAGCAAAAAACGUCUUGGUGCUCUAUUUGAUCGUAUUGAUAAAGAUCAUAAUGGUACAAUAACAAAACAAGAAUUAAAAGAUUGGAUAAAAUCUGUUCAAACACGUUAUAUAACUGAUGAUGUUGAACGACAAUGGAAACAAAUGAAUAAUGAUUCAAAUAAUGAAAUCUCAUGGGAUGAAUACGAUAAAACAACAUAUUAUGCUUUAUAUGAUAAUACUCAAAAAUCGGACAAAAUAACAGAACAAUUUCUUCGAUUACAAAAGAAAGAUCGACGAAGAUUUACUAAAGCCGAUGAAGAUGGUAAUGGAAGUUUAAAUAAAAAUGAAUUUGCUGAUUUUAUUCAUCCAGAACAAAGUCUUCGUAUGAAAGAUCUUGUUAUAACAGAAACAAUUGAAGAUAUAGAUAAAAAUAAAGAUGGAUUUAUAUCACUUGAAGAAUUUCUUAAUGAUAUGUGGGAUAGUACUGAAAAUACUAAUACAACUGAACCUGAUUGGGUACAAAUAGAACGAGAAAAUUUUCUUAAUUAUCGUGAUCUUGAUCAUGAUGGAAAAUUAAAUCGAAAAGAAGUUGAAUCAUGGUUAAUGCCAGUUGAUUAUGAUAAUAUUGAAGCUGAAACUUCACAUUUAUUUCGUGAAGCGGAUAAAAAUCAAGAUAAUCAAUUAACAAAAGCUGAAAUUCUUGAUAAACAUGAUGUUUUUGUUGGUAGUCAAGCAACUGAUUGGGGUGCUGAAUUAAAAGUUCAUCAAGAUCUUUAA
Messenger RNA from Rotaria sp. Silwood1, 990 nucleotides. NCBI's taxonomy places the organism in Eukaryota, Metazoa, Rotifera, Eurotatoria, Philodinida, Philodinidae. The record is from the annotation of a GenBank genome assembly.